AUGACAUGUAGUACAUGCGAAGCAAUCAUUAAUGAUGGUGAUACUAAACUUACAUGUACAAAUAAAAAAUGUAGCAAAUUUACUUGUAAUGCGUGUAUAAAUCUUAUGUUCGAAAUAAUGUUUGGUCAACCUGCUCUAAAUUAUCCACUAUUAUGCGGUGCAUGUCAAAAUUCAUUCGAUAUAAUACAAGUCGAUCAAAUACUUGUAAAACAAGAACGUUACGAACAAUUCAUCGCAUGUGUUCUUCCAUUGUUUUGGUCAAAAGAUUGUCUUGAGGAAAAUGAGAAAUUAGCACAAUGUCCAUUUUGUCCUUAUAUUGAAAUUCAUACAACCGAUGCAUGUCCUCUUUAUUUUUUAACAUGUCAACAUCCAUCGUGUGGUAAACGAUCAUGCUUAAUAUGUCUUCAUGCUAUACAAGAUGACAAUGAUGAAUCAAAACAUCGAUCGCAAUGUAUUGAAUUUCAUUCAUAUAAAGAAAUGAUUGAAAAAGCAAUUGAAUCAGGAUCUCAACAACAUUGCCCUCAUUGUCAAUUAACAGGUAUAAAAGAUGAUGGUUGUACGCAUAUGAUUUGUGAACGAUGUGGACUCAGUUGGUGUUAUUUAUGUGGAAUGAAAGAAGAAGAUUGCUUAGUAGAUGAUGAUGCUGAACCAAGUUUCUCAGCACAUAAUCAAGAUUGGAAGCAACAUGAAGGCCGUUGUCCAAUGAGUCUUAUUAGUAUACAUGAACUUGAUCAACGAUGGCCACAGGAUGAUCAAGAUUGUUUAGAAUAUUUUCAUCGUUAUCGCACAUUAUGUCAACUUUAUGAUGUACUUAAAAUAAUUGGUGAAGAUAAAUUAGAUGAACUUAAUUAUACUUUCGGUACUAUUGAUGCAUCCGGUUAUACAAUUGAAGACAUAAAAGAUUAUGAAAGUCGAAUAUUAAUUGAUUAUUCACAUAAAGAUGAUAAUUGA
Messenger RNA from Rotaria sp. Silwood2, 951 nucleotides. The record is from the annotation of a GenBank genome assembly. NCBI's taxonomy places the organism in Eukaryota, Metazoa, Rotifera, Eurotatoria, Philodinida, Philodinidae.